AUUGCGUUCACUGUAAUUUGUCUUCCGCGUUGCAUCAGCGUGUUUAUGCUCUCUGUGGUUCAAAUGCUGCAAUGCGUUUGCGAAUAAAUUCACUCGGUCUGUCAUCGAUCCGGACUAAUUAAAUAAAGGUUUAUUCAUCAAAUGCGUAACGCACAGAAUGCAACCGAUCGCCUGUCGCGAGCAUGCAGAAAUAUAAACAUUUUACUUAAAGUUUUAAAGUCACGCAGAGACGAUCAAAUAAAUGCACAUCGCGUGUUAUGCACGCACCGGUGUCAAUAAAAAUCAAGUUGUUAAUUAUUGCUUUUAAAUAAGAACAUGCAUAAAAAAGCUGGUGCAGUUGAAGAGGAACCACGUGAGAAUGAGGGACAGUUACAAAAGCACCGACGCAGAUCAAAAACACAUACAACCUUGACUGGGCACGACAGUGUUAUGCAAUUACUUAACAGAAACUAUAAUAGGCUAUAAUGUCAUGAACGUUUAGAAUGACUAGACGGGACGAUGCAUUUCGCAGACUUCUUUGCAGGAUCAUUCGGAGGUACAGAGCGUGUGGUGUGGCGGUCGGUUAUCCACUGGAUACUGUCAAAGUCAGAAUCCAAACUCAGAAACAGUUCACUGGAAUCUGGCACUGCAUCGUAUCCACCAUCAAAAAAGAAGGGGUCCAUGGCUUCUUUAAGGGAAUGGCUUUGCCGGUCACUACUAUAUCCAUGACGUCCUCUGUGGUGUUUGGCACGUACCGGAACUGUCUGCAGUGUUUGGCUCAGAUCCGCGGGAUCGGCGCUCCCAACACCAAGCUCGAUGUGUUUCUGUCAGGGCUGGCGGGUGGAGUGGCACAGAUCUCUGUAAUGUCACCGGGCGACUUCGUGAAGGUUCGUCUUCAGUGUCAGACGGAGAGCAAGAGAAGCGGACUCAAACCCAAAUACAGCGGGCCGAUCCACUGUCUGCUGAGCGUCGCCAGAGACGAGGGUGUUUUAGGCCUUUACAGAGGAGCUCUGCCUCUGGCUUUGAGAGACGGGCCGUCAUUCGCCACCUACUUCUUAACCUACAGCUCUCUGUGUUCACUGCUCACACCUGCGGGACAGAAAGAGCCAGAGUGGACGGCGGUGCUGUUGUCCGGUGGGUUGGCAGGAAUGGCCGGCUGGUCCGUCGGGACACCUAUGGACGUGAUCAAAGCUCGUCUGCAGAUGGACGGAGUCCGAGGAGAGAGGAGAUACCGAGGACUGCUUCACUGCGUGGCUGAGACCGUACUGAACGAAGGACCGGGGAUUUUCUUCAGAAGCCUGGGAAUAAACUGUCUGCGAGCGUUUCCCGUCAACAUGGUGGUGUUCGCCGUGUACGAGGUUUCUGUCCGGGUUCUCAGACAUACUGGGAGAAAACUGCUUCAAAACCCAAUGGUCUUCAGCUGCCUGUGAUCUGCAGGUGACGGGCUCCAUCUAGUGGCAGCAGCAGGAAACACAGCUGUCCGUCUUCAUUACAUCUUUAAGCCGUCACAUGAAAAGUUUUGAUGUUCUUUACUGGUGUUUGUGUGAAACAGACCUACUUUAUUAAAGCACUAAUAAUUGCUGGUGAAAGUAGCUUUUGUUGAGCUGAGGGCAGGAAUCAGACAGAACAUCUAAAUCUCCAGAGCUAAGCCCAUCAAAAUCCCAGCCAAUAAACAGAAGCCAAUUAGAGCAUUCUGCAGGCACUUUUGAGAAAUAUUUGUAAAAUACAUUAUUUCUAAAAUAUAUUUAUAAAAACAUAUUUGUGCUCAUAAGUGUUAUUUGUUAUCAUUCGUUUUUCAAUUUUAGUUAAUUUUGUCCAUUUUGAACACCAAAAGGUUUUUGUCAUUUUUAGUAGUUUUUGGGUUUUUAUGUACACACACACA
Onychostoma macrolepis is the source of this 1861-nucleotide messenger RNA. It is a transcript of the gene slc25a47a, whose product is annotated as solute carrier family 25 member 47a. Gene Ontology annotation, cellular component: mitochondrion. Gene Ontology annotation, biological process: transmembrane transport. The transcript is spliced from 8 exons. Lineage: Eukaryota; Metazoa; Chordata; Actinopteri; Cypriniformes; Cyprinidae. The record is from RefSeq and is a predicted model, not a curated record. Gene Ontology annotation, molecular function: transmembrane transporter activity. Bases 483 to 1409 code for a protein of 308 amino acids.